CGCUCGGUGCCGCUCUUGUCUUGGCAGCUGGGCUUUGAGGACGUGAUCGCAGAGCCGCGGACCGCGCACUCCUUCGACAAAGUGUGGAUCUGCAGCCACGCGCUCUUCGAGGUCAGCAAAUACGUGAUCUACAAGCUCCUGACACUGCUGCUGGCCGUGCCCCUGGCCUUCGUCGCCGGCCUUCUCUUCGCCACCCUGAGCUGCCUGCACAUCUGGAUCCUAAUGCCUUUUGUGAAGACCUGCUUAAUGGUUCUGCCUUCAGUGCAGACGGUAUGGAAGACUGUGGCAGACGCCGUCAUAGCCCCACUGUGCACAAGUGCAGGACAGAUCUUUUCUUCUGUCAGCCUGCAGCUGAGCCAUGACUGAGCGCUUAGACUCCAGGUCUGAGAUCUGGACGUGUAAUACGCCUUUCUUGCUAUAACAUAAAUGUACUACUGUUCUAUUUCUCAACUGCUCCGAACAAGAAAAGGAUUGAGACGAGAACACACAUUUAGAAAGUAUUGGCAGAGUUCAAGUGAUGUUUUUCCAAUUCAUGCCCAAGGAUUUCAUAUCUCAUUUUAUAAACCAGGAUCAUUUGGAAGGUUAGCAACACUUACUUUUAGAGACAGGCAGCUUUUGCUUUACUAAAUCAAGUACACAUUUUCAACUAGUAAAUCUGUAGUGAUCAAGGGAUACUUUUCUCAAAGUGCUAGGAUAGUUUUGUGUACAACUACAUAAAAACAAGGAGCUUCUUAUUUUCUUAUACUCCGAGAACUUUCAAAGUUUUAGCAUUACCUCUAUAUUUUAAUAUUUUAAAAUUAUACUUUAAUAUUUUAAAAUUACUUUUACAGACAUAAUCAUGAGGCUCCCUAAAGUUGGUAUUUCCUCACCUUGAAGAAGUAACAAAAGCACACAAGGACGUUACUGAUACCAAGUAAAGCAACACAAAUACAUGUGGAAAUAGAUUCAUGAAAAUGCUUUCCUUGGAAGUAUACUGUUAACCUGAAGGCCUAUUUAACAAGAUGUUUCAUUUUACUGUAUAUUUUGUACUUAAUAUAAAUGUUGCUCUAAUUGGAUUGCUUUAUGAUAUUCGUUAUGGUGUGAACGAUGUACAGAGUAAGCAAACGUAUCUUACGCAAGGCAACUUCAGGGAAGACACCUGCGCUGAUCACUGAAGCCUUUAUGUGGCUUCCGUGGAGAAGGGAUGUAAAGCCUGGCAUGUGACGUCCUCCUUUCUGAUCUUCCCAAGCAAAAUCUUAAACGUUUUUAUGACUGACAUGUUUCUGUCUGUAAAGUUAAGUCGCAUCUGAUUGACAUGUUGCCUUGUUGUUAGAAAUUAAAUCUAUCCUCUGCAUUCCUGUGACUGUUUCACCGUACUCUCACGUGAUACUGGUGCUAAGAGCAUUUUCUGAUACUGGUUAUUUCUGAUACUGCCAUACAAUUCCUACUACAAGGAUGCAUGGAGAGUCUUACAGAGAAGUCGUCAAUGUGGGGGAGCCACGCUAAGGAGCUCUAUGUAUAAAUUAAAAAUUAACAAUUACAAACUUUUAAUAAGGAUAUGGAUUUUGUAUAAAAUUAUCCUGUAAUUUUUGGACUGCGAGGUCUUAUUUUAGUCUUAGGAGUUACUGUUAUUUUACAACUCUCUUUUAUCCUAAAGUGAUAUAGGUUUAUACAACAGUGUCAUUAGUGUGAUUUGUACAUCCUUACAGGGUUCUAAAUGUGUAAACUUCAGAAUUUCCAUCAGAACAUGAGUUAACUUUUCUUUGGAUAGCCUUGUAAGUAACAGCUCUUAAUUCAAUGAAAGAUUAAUAAGAUUUUUUCUUAAGUUGUCAGUUUGGGUGACUAAAAAGGAUGAUUGAACUGAAAUACUCUUGGGAACAAGUCAAGUGAAUGUUUAAAUUGUGAAACCCAUAUCCUUUUGAAGGCAGUUACAGAAGAGACUUUUAAAACUGCCUUGAGACAUUUAACAUCCUUAGAAAAAUACUCGUGGUCACGACUAUCCAGUAUCCCAAUUCACAUAGCUGUACAGAUUUGAUACCAGUUUAAAAGAUCAAUCGGUCUCAUGACUUUAUAGUUGUGCCUUGUAUUUAAGAUAUUUGUUUAAAUAUUUGUAUGUAUUGAUUAGCAAAAGGUAUUUGACUAAUAAAAUAUCUAUUUUAAUAAAUCAAGAGCUUCAUCCUUUUCAAAUGGUGAUAAGCAAAUUUUAAAAUAUAUAUACUGAGACAAAUAAAUCUUUUAACUUCUAAUAUAUGAAACAAAAGUUCAUUAUUUCUGAACAAUGUUGAUUACUUUCCAAAUGCAUUUUAUUGAGAUUUUUCAUGAAUUGUUUUAUUUUAAAGAUUCAAAUUUUGAAAAAGCAAAUUGAAAUUUCAUAUGAAAAUGUAUUAAUCCUUUUAUUGUGGUAAGGGGAAGUACAAAAGAAUUAAUAAAUAUUCUAAAAACUC
Molecule: messenger RNA, 2423 nt
Organism: Octodon degus (degu)
Lineage: Eukaryota; Metazoa; Chordata; Mammalia; Rodentia; Octodontidae
Gene: Cav2
Product: caveolin 2
Exons: 2
Biological process (GO): negative regulation of endothelial cell proliferation; positive regulation of MAPK cascade; caveola assembly
Cellular component (GO): perinuclear region of cytoplasm; cytoplasmic vesicle; caveola
Molecular function (GO): molecular adaptor activity; protein kinase binding
Source: RefSeq, a predicted model, not a curated record